AUGACUGCCUUUUGGGACUACCGACUUCUUUUUAUUUCACAGCGUGCAGAAGCCACUGAACCGAUCAAUCUCCGGCUAGUCGAGGGCGAAAUACCGCUUGAUUUUCCAUCGGUAACGUAUUAUCUCACCAGACCGGGGCUAUUCUCCGACGAUCAUGGCUCGACUGUGCACCCUUUAGAUGGUCAUGGCUAUCUAAGAGCAUUCACCAUUGAUGGAUCAAAAGGGCAAGUCAAGUUCAUGGCUAAGUACAUUCAGACCGAGGAGCAAUCCGAGGAACAUGACCCGGUGAUCGGAAAGUGGCGGUUCACUCACCGGGGACCGUUUUCUGUUUUGAAAGGUGGGAUAAUGGCUGGGAAUACUAAGGUAAUGAAAAAUGGUGCAAAUACCAGUGUGUUAAGGUGGGGUGGAAGGUUAUUUUGUUUGUGGAAAGGUGGUGACCCUUAUGAAAUUGAAUCUGGGACGUUGGAUACUGUCGGAAAGUUCGAUGUUAUUAAGGAUGAUCAGAAAAAAAUUCCCGAUGACAGAGGAUUUAAGGUUGAUGAUUAG
Molecule: messenger RNA, 546 nt
Organism: Olea europaea var. sylvestris
Lineage: Eukaryota; Viridiplantae; Streptophyta; Magnoliopsida; Lamiales; Oleaceae
Product: carotenoid cleavage dioxygenase 7, chloroplastic-like
Exons: 1
Coding region: 1-546 (181 amino acids)
Biological process (GO): carotene catabolic process
Cellular component (GO): chloroplast stroma
Molecular function (GO): 9-cis-epoxycarotenoid dioxygenase activity
Source: RefSeq, a predicted model, not a curated record